CAAUGCUGGGGAUCCGAUAUUGCCACCCGGGCCUAGGGGGCGAGUGCUGAACAGUACAAAAUAACGAAGAUCGCGGUCCGUGGUCCAAAACUGCGGCAAACAUCCUCCUGUCCAUUCGUUAGCCAUAUAUUUAGAGCCAAGGAGCCAAAAUGUCGGGGGAUGUGCAGCCGCGAAAGCGAAAGGAUAAGCGCCGAAAACGUGAUGAUCGCAAGUCCGAGGGCGACCUGACUGAUCUGCGCCAGUCCAGUUUCCAAGAUGACGACGAAUCGUCCCACGGCGUUCACAUUACAAAGAUGGGGAACGACGAUGUGCAUCUGCACGUGCACCACGAUCACGGCACUGGCGGCCACUGGUGUGCCAAAAUCAUAUUCUUCUCAUUGAUGGCCGCGCUCUUGGGAGUAGUGGCCUUGAUCAUCAUGGAGAACCGAGGGCUAGAAGAUCUGGAUACCCCCUUGUCGGAAUCGCGAUUCUCCAAUUAUUUCGAUGGCUGGGUGGACGAGCACAGGGUAGAACACGAAGGCCACGAUGUUCAGGAGCCUUCCGGAGAAGCUCUAGACGAUCAUGACGACCACGAUGAGCUUGAGGAUCACGAAGAAGAAGAAGAAGAUGACCAUGAAGAAGAGGAAGAACCUCUUUCUGCCGAGUUAGACGAGGGUGAAGCCACGCCUGAGGAAGACGAGGAGGAGGCUGAUCAGGAAGACGAGGAGCCGGAAGAGGAGGAGGAUGAAGAGGAGGGAGAGGAGGAAAAUAAUGCCGGCGAGAAUAUAACAGCCGAAGAUGACGUGGAGGAUGAAGAAGCUGAUGAGGAGGACGAAGAGGAGGAGGAGGUGGAACCCACUGUGGAGGCCACCACUGAAGCCACCGCCGAGUAUGAAGAGGACGAAGACAACGUGGACGAAGGCGAUGCUGAUGAUGAAGAUGAAGUUCCUCCAUCUGAAGAAACACCUCCAUCUGAAGCUCCUGAAGAAGAAGAUGAUGACCAGCCUGAGGAAGAAGAGGAGGUAGAGCAGUCCCAAGAACCCACUGCAGCAGCCGACGAUGCUGAGAAUAACGAAGACAAGGACGACGAUGAUGACGAUUUUGAGUCUCUGGAUCAGGACGUUGAAGACGAACCCGUGAAACUAAGCAGCCAGAAACCAGAUCAAGAUGAUCAGGACGAUCAGGAUAACAACGGGGAGAAGGAUCCCCAAGAAGAGGGAUCUUCCUGGUUGGCUUCACUUGCCGUCAAGUUUGGCGUUGGCGUAGCACUUGCCUUAGUCUCACGCCUUGUAUUGAUACGGAAGAGUCCUAAUACAACCGAGGACCCACCCGCCCCGGAGGCCGUAAUGCGGCGGAGACUGACGAUCGCCACGGCUGAGGAUCACAUACCGGAUGAUGUGGAGGAGCUGCCCCUCUUGGAUGAUGAAUAUUCCGAGGAGGAAAUCGUAAUCGAGGAGGAGAUCGAGGUGGAGAUCAGCGACAUUGAGGAGAACGAGGAGGCGGCGAACGAAAGCGACGAUAAUGUGGCAUCCAUGGCCAGCUACAUGCCCGAGACCUUCGAGCAACUGAGCGCCAUGUACAAGGGGAAGCAGGAGCCUCCCAAGGAUGAGCCUGUGAAGCCGGUGGCAGAGCCUCAGCAAGCCGGGUCGAGCGACAUAUAUGUGGAGUAUGAGGAUGGGGAAAUAGAGAAUUAUGAACACGACGACAGCGACGACGACGAUGCCGAGAUCACUGACGAGGAGGACGAGAUUUCCGACGUGGAUGACAGCGAUCUGAUGAACCGGCUGGAUGCCAAGUACGGGCGCCUGCCCUCAAAGGAGUACGAGAGCGAUCCCGACUCGGACGAUCCCAGCUGGACACAGAUCAAGCCCAAGGACGCUCCUGCCGAGAACAAUGAACUAUUCGAGCAGGAACUGCGCAAGGCCAACCAGGAGAUGGUCCGAGAGAACUACGCCCAAGCCCUGCGUUCCUUUAACAUGCUCACCCUCCGCUACACCGACGAGCCGCUGGCCCACCUGGGCAGAGCCAAGGUCCUGGCGCACCUGGCCGAGCGCCAGCAAAGCAACCAGCGUCUGUGGGAAGCCAUCGAUGCCUACAAGCGGUACCUGGCCUUUGAGGAACUGAUUACCAGUGACGCGGAGUUCAUAGCCGCUGGCGAGAGCUGCAUAAAGCACUUGAGAUUUCUGGGUAACCACCACCAGGCCGUAAACAUCCACGAGCUCCUUAUAGAGCGCUCGCCCGGCAAUCCCCACCUGCGCAACCAACUGUCGCUCACCCAUCUCAUGGCCAACAACCUCCGCCAGGUGGAACAGGUCUCCUUCAACACCCUGAAACUCGCGCCAGAUGAUGCAGUGGCCCAGCUUCACUAUGGUCUGGUUCUCAAGCAACUGUAUGGAGACUACCUCCAGGCACUGCCAUUUCUCAAGUACGCCGUGGAAUCCGAGGAGGAGGGCACCCAGGAGCCCUUCUUUUACUUGGCGCUCGGGGAGACCUUGCAGCGCUUGUCCCGACAGCCGGAGGCAAUGCAAGUCUUCUCCAAAGGAGUGGCCAAAGGGUUCUAUACCAGCCAGUAUCAGAGAUCCCUGUACAACGUGCCUGGCCUAAAGGCCCAACCCUUCUGGGAGCCCCACGAGACGGGCUAUCAGAGGCACCUGGAGAAGUUGCAGUUCCAUUGGCGCACCAUCAGGGAUGAGGCAUUGGAACUCUUGGGCAAAACUGGGUUUUUCGAGGAUGAAGCGGAACAGCUGCGGCACAAAGGCGUCUGGCAGCAGUUCGAACUGUUCUCCCAGGGCCGCCGCAUGGGAGACAAUUGCCAGAAAACUCCCAAAACUUGUGCCUUAGUGCAGCAGUUCCCCGAGUCGAGUGGAUGUCGGCGGGGUCAGGUGAAGUUCAGUGUGAUGAAGGCCAACACGCAUGUGUGGCCACAUUGCGGACCCACCAACUGCCGACUUAGGGCUCACCUCACGCUUGUUGCUCCAGAGCCGAAAAAAACCUUGCUUCGUGUGGCAGAGCAGGAAAGGACUUGGCGCGAGGGCGAGCUCUUCAUCUUCGACGAUAGCUUCGAGCACGAAGUCUGGCACAAUGGCUCGUUGCCCCGUUUGGUGUUAAUCUUGGACAUGUGGCAUCCGGAGCUGAGCUCUCAUCAGCGCCGCAAUCUGCCGGCAAUUUGAUGUAUCCGGUUCCUAAGCCUAUUAUUUAGAGCAAUUUCCCGCCCCCCAUCUAUAUCGUUCAUUGGAUCACCAUUAUUAUAUUAGAUUCGUGUUUAUAUGUAUAUUAUUGCAACCAUACCUCUUAAUGGAUAAGCUUGAAAUGAAUGCGUGUGUAGGCUAAGACACUCUAUUACGUUAAGCUUUGGUGGGCGCUUCUGUACUCUAAAUACACAAUUAACAACCUUUACGUUUUGACAA
Drosophila ananassae is the source of this 3386-nucleotide messenger RNA. RefSeq names its product aspartyl/asparaginyl beta-hydroxylase (gene Asph). Gene Ontology annotation, molecular function: protein binding; peptidyl-aspartic acid 3-dioxygenase activity. The record is from RefSeq and is a predicted model, not a curated record. The transcript has 15 exons. Gene Ontology annotation, biological process: peptidyl-aspartic acid hydroxylation. Bases 150 to 3149 code for a protein of 999 amino acids. Lineage: Eukaryota; Metazoa; Arthropoda; Insecta; Diptera; Drosophilidae. Gene Ontology annotation, cellular component: endoplasmic reticulum.